CCUGCUGGUAACCAAGGUCAGGCUGCUCCAGCAGCCAACAACAACAAGCCACAGAGCCGCACCAUGUUGAUUGUGUGGUGCAUCUGCGGAGGUGUGGGUGGUCUUCUAUUCCUGGCUCUCCUGAUCUGCUGUUGCUGCAAGUGCAAGAAGUAGCCGCGGAGCUUUUAUUGAAAGCUUUGAAGAUCUUCCUGCUGGUGAGGACUUGGACUUGAACUGUUGCAAGAAGGAGUGGUGUACUACCUUGAUGAAGUGCAGCACGACGUACUUAGAAGAAGGAAGGUACCUGUUCCUGUACAAGAAAGCGAAGUAGGAGAAUUAUACAUAAGUACCUGUAGUACUAUCAUGUGCAAGCAGCAGAAGUGGGCGGAUGAAUACCUGUAUGUGCAAGAAGUAGAAGAAGUGACCCUGUUGGCGGAGAUGGGCCAACUCCCACUAGCGGAGGACCUGUGGCUAGUGGUCAGCAAGGGACUGUCAACCCUGUUGGCGGAGAUGGGCCAACUCCCAGUAGCGGAUGACCUGUGGCUAGUGGGCACCGCUGCAUCCGAACGCCGUUUUUGGUAUGCGAAGGGGAACUGCCGGAACAAGUAGGGGUCUGACGAUUUUGAUUACACUAGGGAAGAUCUUUCUGGGCUUACUUCUAGGUGGUAGCGUUUUCUUUCUCCUGGUGUUCUUCUGUUGCUUACGAGUAAAGCAGACAUUUUCUUCAUUUUACCGUUAUGGCACGGGUUUAGUGAACAAAGAUCUUAAAAUAAGGGUCUCAUCUUAAUCUUAUUCAAAUAGCAGAAGCUAGCCAGAACGCUUUCUACUUUCCAAGCUGCAUUCGCUCAUUUUUAGGGUGCUACAGUUACAGAUUGAAAAACUGAUACCCCAACUGUAGGCGAGAAGGUUGUCAUUGCCAUGGCAUUGCGCAAGUACAUGACAAAAAACGUUCUCUCCCGAGCCCGACAUAGCAGAACCACCAACGUUCUCUCCAGAGAUAGCAGAACAAAGAAGCAUAGCUCUCUCCCGACAUAAAAUGAACAAAAGGUGCACAUGAACUUGGCUUUCUAGCCAAGAACGAACGCCAAUCGUGGAACUAAGAACGAUCACAGAUCCAUCGUACGAG
Amoebophrya sp. A25 is the source of this 1105-nucleotide messenger RNA. The record is from the annotation of a GenBank genome assembly. Lineage: Eukaryota; Dinophyceae; Syndiniales; Amoebophryaceae.